AUGUUCAUUCUGAACCUGGCUCUGGCCGAUCUUAUUGUCUGCAUAUUUUCCCUGCCAAUCACACCAAUCACUAGUAUCAAUAAGAAUUGGUACUUUGGUGAACAAAUGUGCCAUUCUUUGCCUUGGAUCCAGGGAGCCAGUGUUUUUGUUGCCGCCUUCAGUUUAACCCUGAUUGCAAUUGACCGAUAUUUUAUGGUUGUCACUCCGCAUAGGAAACGAAUGACUCCGGUGGCAGAGAAGCGUCAACCAUCAUUACCUCUCCUUAAUCACAUUGCUAUAAGGGUAAUUCUUCAUUUCCAGCAAGCUCGAUUCGUCAUGAUCUGCCUUUGGCUUAUGGCAGUUCUCAUCACAUUCCCAUAUUCUUGGUAUAUGGCACUUGUUGAAUACGAAGGCUUAUGUGGGAAAUUUUGCACGGAAGCAUGGCCUAAUGAAAGAAUUCGAAGGUAA
Messenger RNA from Strongylus vulgaris, 447 nucleotides. NCBI's taxonomy places the organism in Eukaryota, Metazoa, Nematoda, Chromadorea, Rhabditida, Strongylidae. The record is from the annotation of a GenBank genome assembly.